UGGUCGGCUCGUUCUCCCUGCAUCCCCGCGCGGGAGGCUGGGGUGCGCGCGCGCUCGUUCGCGCGGCCGGCUGCGUACAGUAGUGACGGCCGCGCGGGAGCGGUCACAUGACCGUAGCGGCUGCCUGUACAGUAAGGACCCAAUAUGGCAGCGGCGGUAGCAGUGGUAACGGCAGCAGGAGGACCGGCCGCCCCAUAGACCGCCUCCCGCGCACCACCCCCGCCGCUUCCUCUGCUUGGGUGCUCCUCCGGCCUGACUUCCCCUUUCUCCCAUCUUUCCCGGCACCGCGGGAAAAACAGCGCAGGGCAGAGCAGGCAGGGAGGGCGGCCGCAGCCCGGACACGGGAGCCUCCCAGUCAGUUCAAGACCCGACAUGAGGGAAAAGGGCCGUAGGAAGAAGGGCAGGACCUGGGCGGAGGCCGCCAAGACGGUCUUAGAAAAAUAUCCCAAUACACCCAUGAGUCAUAAAGAAAUUCUUCAAGUUAUCCAGAGAGAAGGACUAAAAGAAAUCAGAAGUGGAACUUCCCCUCUUGCAUGCCUGAAUGCAAUGCUGCACACAAACUCCCGAGGUGAAGAGGGCAUCUUCUAUAAGGUUCCAGGUAGAAUGGGAGUGUAUACUUUGAAGAAAGAUGUGCCGGAUGGGGUGAAAGAGCUAUCAGAAGGUUCAGAAGAAAGCAGUGAUGGUCAGUCAGAUUCCCAGAGUUCUGAGAACAGCAGCAGCAGCAGUGAUGGUGGCAGCAACAAGGAGGGAAAAAAGAGCAGGUGGAAAAGGAAAGUAUCGUCUAGACUGUCACAACCAUCCUCUCCUCAGUCAGGCUGCCCAUCACCCACCAUUCCAGCAGGUAAAGUCAUUUCUCCAUCACAGAAGCACAGCAAGAAGGCACUAAAGCAGGCUCUAAAACAGCAACAGCAGAAGAAACAGCAGCAGCAGCAAUGCAGGCCAAGCAUGUCCAUCUCCUCCAACCAGCACCUCUCUCUGAAGACUGUCAAAGCAGCCAGUGACUCUGUACCUGCCAAACCUGCGAUAUGGGAAGGAAAGCAAUCUGACGGACAGUCAAGCAGCCCUCAGAACUCAAACUCUAGCUUUUCUUCUUCAGUUAAAGUGGAAAAUCCUUUGCUAGGCCUGGGAAAGAAGUCAUUCCAGAGGUCUGACAGGCUUCACACAAGGCAAAUGAAGAGGACUAAAUGUGCUGAAAUUGAUGUUGAGACACCAGACUCCAUUCUGGUUAAUACAAACCUACGAGCACUAAUCAACAAACACACCUUUUCAGUCCUUCCUGGAGAUUGCCAACAGCGACUGCUUCUACUACUUCCAGAGGUGGAUCGACAGGUUGGUCCAGAUGGUCUGAUGAAGUUAAAUGGCUCAGCCCUUAAUAAUGAGUUCUUCACUUCAGCAGCCCAAGGCUGGAAGGAAAGACUUUCAGAAGGUGAGUUUACACCUGAGAUGCAGGUGAGAAUUCGACAAGAGAUUGAGAAGGAGAAAAAAGUAGAGCCUUGGAAAGAACAAUUUUUUGAAAGCUACUAUGGUCAGAGUUCUGGCCUGAGCCUUGAAGAUUCAAAGAAAUUGACAGCUUCACCCAACGAUCCCAAAGUAAAGAAAACCCCAGCUGAGCAACCAAAAUCCAUGCUUCCUUCAGAGGCCUCUCCUGUCAAUAUAGUCUCAGUAAUUCCCCAGUUAGUGUCUAAAGAAGAAGUACUACAGCUGCCAUCACCAGUCAGAAAAGAAGAGCAUGAAAGCCAAGAUAAGAUGCAGCCAAAGUCCAAAUCCCCAGAGCCCCUGCUUUCCUCAGCUCCCAAUACAGAUGAGCUUAGCAGCGUCCCUCCCAUCAAGUGCCCAAAGGAUGAGGCUCUCUUGGAGCAAAAGCCAGUUGCCUCUGCUGAACAGAAGUCUGAGAAAGAGAGUCAUCUCACUACAACUUCAAAUUAUAAUAAAAAUGAAAGCCAAGAAGCUUUAGUUACAUCCCUGAGCAAACCCAAGAGCCCUGGGGUAGAAACAACAGUAGUGAAGCCCAUAGUAGAAGCAGGUCUACAGGAGACCACUAUGAAAGAGCCUCCAUCAGCUCUGGCUGAUCACAGCCCAGAAAAUCUCAAGAGGAAACCUUCUGUCACCCAAGAAGAGGCCCCUACAAGCUGGGAGAAGAGACCACGUGUCACUGAGGAUCGCCAGCACCAGCAGCCAUUUCCAGUCUCCCCACAGCCCUUUCUCAGUAGAGGGGACAGGUUCCAGGUGCGGAAAGUACCACCUCUCAAGAUCCCGGUCUCCAGAAUCUCCCCCAUGCCGUUUCCUACAUCGCAGGUCUCUCCCAGGGCUCGUUUUCCAAUCUCCAUCACUAGUCCUAACAGAACAGGAGCCAGAACUCUCGCAGACAUCAAAGCAAAAGCCCAGCUGGUCAAAGCACAGAGGGCAGCAGCUGCUGCUGCAGCCGCAGCUGCUGCAGCCGCCUCAGUUGGAGGGACCAUUCCAGGACCUGGCCCAGGGGGUGGACAAGGUCCAGGAGAGGGGGCUGAAAGGAGAACUGCUAGAGGAGGGAGUCCAGACUCAAACAGAGUCAGUGAAACUGGAAAGGGCCCCACACUGGAACUGGCAGGAACUGGAAGCAGGGGAGGUACGAGAGAGCUUUUACCCUGUGGUCCAGAGACUCAGCCCCAAUCUGAGACCAAGACCCCAGGCCAGGCACAGUCUCACAGUGUCUCUGGAGCACAACUACAGCAAACCUCCUCAGUGCCUCCACCAUCUGCCAUCAGUGGAGCGUGCUCAAGUGUCCCGUCACCAGCCCACGCUAACACACCCCCACCAGCUUUAGGGAAAGUAAGUAAUGAAAAACUGAACCCCACCAGGGCGGCAGCCACGGUGGCCUCUCUUAGCCACCCACAAGGGCCCAGUAAUGGUAGGCAGGAGAAAGCACCUCCUACUCCAGCAGAUCCUGCUCUAAUCGCAGGUGCCUCACCUGUUCAUUUUGCAGUCGAUGGCACAGUUGAGCCCAAAGCAGGUUCUAGUAAGAAUACACCAAACCCUCCAGCCUCAGCAGAGAUAAGUGCUAGUGCUUCAGUGGACAUGACUCCCUCCCCUUUAACAUCUUUAUUAGCAACAGCCUCUUUAGAGAAGCUUCCUGUACCCCAGGUCGUUGUAACCAUAGCACCUACUGGAUCAGCUCCAUCCUCGAGCACUUUGCCAGCAGCUUCUAGCCUUAAGACCCCAGGAGCUUCUUCAAGUAUGAAUGGACCCAUUUCAAGGCCAAGCUCUAAUAUCCCUGCUAAUAAUCCUUUGGUAACUCAGCUGCUGCAAGGCAAAGAUGUUCCCCUGGAGCAAAUUCUGCCUAAACCUCUCACCAAAGUUGAAAUGAAAACUGUUCCACUAACUACAAAAGAGGAAAAGGGGAUGAUGAUAGGAGCACUCGCAGGUACCAGCGUAACAGAAAAUAGCACCAGAGAGGAAGUUAAUGAGAGACAGUCCCAUCCAGCUACACAGCAACUGGGUAAAAGUUUGCAAAGUAAGCAGCUCCCCCAGGUUCCAAGACCCCUUCAGCUCUUUUCAGGUAAGGAUCUAAGGGACGCUAGCAUUGACACACACCAAUACCAAGAAGGACUAAGUAAAGCAACCCAAGAUCAGAUCCUUCAGACACUCAUCCAAAGGGUUCGGAGGCAGAAUGUUCUCUCGUUUGUGCAGCCCUCCCAGUUCAACUUCACUCACUCAGGUUUCCAGUUAGAGGACAUCUCCACAAGCCAGAGGUUUAUGCUGGGUUUUGCUGGCAGAAGGACAUCCAAGCCUGCCAUGGCAGGUCACUACUUACUUAACAUUUCCACCUAUGGCCGGGGUUCAGAGAGCCUUAGGAGGACCCAUUCUGUAAACCCCGAAGACAGAUUUUGUCUAAGUAGCCCCACUGAGGCCUUGAAGAUGGGAUAUACAGAUUGUAAAAAUGCAGCAGGAGAUAGUAGCAGCGGUAAAGAAGAUGAUACUGAUGAGGAAAGUACUGGUGAUGAGCAAGAAUCUGUCAUGGUGAAGGAGGAGCCGCAGGCUUCCCAGAGUUCUGGCAAGUGUGAAGCAAGUUCAGGACCCCACAGUAGAGAAACCCUAUCCACCAGUGAUUGUUCAGCUAAAAAGAAUGUGAAGGCAGAGAUGCCAGUGCCUGAGCAAACCACUUUAAGCAAGGAGAAUUACCUGUUCACUAGAGGCCAAACAUUUGAUGAGAAGACCCUAGCCAGAGAUUUUAUUCAGGCAGCACAGAAGCAGAUGGCUCACGCAGUGAGAGGUAAGACCGUGCGGAGCAGCCCUGAGCUUUUCAAUUCUACUGCUCUUCCUCUACCUGCAGACAGCCCUACCCAUCAGUCUCUACUCCUUCCACCACUGCAAACCCCAAAGCUGUAUGGAAGCCCCACACAGAUUGGGCCAAGCUACAGAGGCAUGAUCAACGUCUCCACCUCAUCGGACAUGGACCAUAACUCUGCUGUACCGGGGAUGCCUGACUGUAGCCAGGUAUCUAGCAAUGUCGGUGAUGUCAUGUCCUUUUCAGUGACUGUCACAACCAUCCCUGCUAGCCAAGCUAUGAAUCCCAGCAACCACGGCCAGACCAUUCCUGUUCAGGCCUUUCCUGAAGAGAACAGCAUAGAGGACACACCUUCGAAAUGUUACUGCCGAUUGAAAGCCAUGAUCAUGUGCAAGGGGUGUGGAGCCUUCUGCCACGAUGAUUGCAUUGGCCCCUCCAAACUGUGUGUCUCCUGCCUUGUCGUUCGGUAAUGAGACCGGGAGAACACACUGUAAAGAAGGCAGGAAGGGGGAAGGGUUGACAGAUGUGGUUUUUGAGUUCUUUUGGAAUCACAGAAAUAAACUAGGUUUCAGUUGUCUUAAGAGACAAGUGUUACUUAAUCAGGAAUACAGAGUACAGAUCUUACAUUUUAGAGGAAAAGCACCUUGUAUAGUAAGUCCAAGUCAAGACUUUGUGAAUUUGUGACAAGUUUGCACUUACAAAAUCAUGUAAAUAUGUCACAUCUUGUUUUAACAUUUUUCCAGGUGUUUAGGUAAUAAUGUAUUACUUUGACUUCAGAUUGAUGUUCCACUUCAUGUGACUUUGAAAAGUUUAAUGCCAUGCAUGGUGAAAGGAAGCGAUUUCCCUUCUGCCCUUUCUUAAGAGGCUAGGAAAAGAAAGGAGUGAGGGAAUGGUCUGAAGAAAUGACCACUCAUGUUGAUUAUGUCUUGACCGCAGGCUUUACGUAGGUUAUUCAGCCUUCACAGGAUUUGGAUUCAGGGUUUACUCAGUCCCUUUACCUUAGAUGGAACCUUCUCAAGUUGAAAUUUUUGAUAAGGUAUUAAUUUCACAGGCAGUACUUGAGACUCUGAAAAUUCUGACUUGGUUCUUGGCUUCCAUAAACGAGUACUGUUGCCAGGCACUCUGCUUGCAGUUUGUGGAUCCCUGCUGUUCCCUAAUCCCACUCCCUUGCCCUGAAGCAGCGUGCGUGGUCCAUGAAAAGUUUGCCUCGCGGGGCCCCUUGGGUUACCAUCACCUGUGCAGGGCAGUAAUUCCAGCAAUAAUCUCCGAGGAUUUAGUCAUUCGUGGGAGCUUACAAACAAGUUUGAAAUACUAGUAUAAAAUUAACAGAAAAGUGUUAGUGAUAGGGUGAUUUGAACUAUGUGUUUUGUUGGGUAAGCAGAGUAAAGGUGCAGAAACUGUUGAACUGAACAUAAAGAACUUUGGAAAACAAUUUUAACACUAGAAACAAAGUAGCCCCUCUCAUCCUCUUCUCUCCCAACCUGUUACCUAAUGUUCUACAGUUAGCUGUUGCUACAGGUAGAAAAACUCAUUAAUACCACAUUUGCCCAUUCUGUUAAACCUGUUUUGACCUCCCAGGCAUCUGAGGAAUAUGGGGGUAAUCUUAUAUAUUACUCUGAACAUACACGUGUGCGUGCGCGCACACACACCGUAAAAGUCAGACACUUUUCCUGUUUUAGAAAACAUGUCCCCUUUCUUGGACUACUGCUCUCUACACACUAGAAAUUUCUAAUGUAAAGGGGCUUUAGUGAAUGACUUAGGAAACAUCUAGAAAGGAAAAGAAAUCAGCUGCAAAUUUUUGUUUUUGUUUAUUUUUGUUUCCUUUAUGUUGAAUUCUGUCUCUAGUGACUAAAGAAUUUUUGAGUACAUACAUUUAGGUCAUGGUUAAAGAACAUUAAAAUAAAUCUACAAUUUACCAGAAUUCGGUAUGAAAAAGUUGGGGAUUGUCAAUGCGUACAUUUGCAUAUUGAUUCCAAAUCUCCUAACUUCACGUAUGCAAAGGACACACAUUAUUAGUGCAACCUAGUACAGUCAUAGUUGUACUUAAUAUUCAGGAUGUGACAUAUACAAAAUGCAGAACAGUUUUUUGUUUGUUUGUUUGUUUUUGCGGUACACGGGUCUCUCACUGUGGUGGCCUCUCCCGUUGCGGAGCACAGGCUCCAGACGCGCAGGCUCAGCGGCCAUGGCUCACGGGCCCAGCCGCUCCGCGGCACGUGGGAUCUUCCCGGACCGGGGCACGAACCCAUGUCCCCUGCAUCGGCAGGCGGACUCCCGACCACUGCAUCACCAGGCAAGCCCCCCAUAAUAUGCGCAGGCUCAGCGGCCAUGGCUCACGGGCCCAGCCGCUCCACGGUAUGUGGGAUCUUCCCGGACCGGGGCACGAACCCGUGUCCCCUGCAUCAGCAGGCGGGCUCUCAACCACUGCGCCACCAGGGAAGCCCCCUGCAGAACAGUUUAGACUCGUUAACUAAGUCACAUUCCAGAUUAGGGGCAAGUAGGCAAGUAGUAAUCUUAGCUUUGCACCCAUUCUGCUACCCAUCCCUCCCUACCUCACCUCCUGCAUUAUACGUACACUCUUUUAAUACUUUCAAACCCCAUAAGAAACUAUUUACUUCUAUUUUUUACUUUUUGUUUCUGAGUUUUUUGUGGCCCAAAGCAAAUAUAGGAUUAAUAUCUGUGUUCUAGUUUCAACCAAGAUAAUUUGAUGUCCUUCUAACUUCCCUUUUUCUUCCAGCACACACAUAGCUAAGAGGUAAGAAAUCUGUAAGGAUCCAGGGAUAAGGAGCAAGUUCUCCAGCCAAUAACCAGUAGGAGUCAGAAACCAUGGUUCUGUUCCCAAACUUUCAGUGCCCUGGGUAAUCCCAGGGGGUGUUAAAAAGACCUAUUGCUAGUUAAAACUCUCCAUUCCCAGCUUCCUCACUCCCCACUUGAGUGGCAGGACUGAGGGGUGGUCUGCUGCCAGAAGUGGUUGACUGUUUCAGAACCGACCCCACGGUGAGCACGAGUUAACCAAUUUGGUUUUUCAAAAUGAUUUUUCUUCUUCACACCUUUCCUAUCAUAGAAAGUCUCUCCUCCAUGGUUCUCCUAAUCUGAGGAUGGACAGACUAACCAGGAAAGGAGGAAAGGCAUCAGGGAUUUUCAAGUCCAUUUAGAGAGCAAACCAUAUCGUGCCUAUUCAUCUUGACCCAGGCUCUUGCAGAUAGGUCCUAAGCAUUACUAUUCACCAGAUUCUCUUUACAGAUAAAACCCAGCUAAUAAAAUAUUCAAUAAAUCGUCAACUAGGUACACUGCCUCACUCUUGACUAAAUGAGAGAAUAGUUAGAUUCUCUUAGAUUGGUAGAAAAUUGAAUGCAAUCUAUCGGUUUCAAAACGGUUUCACAUAGAAGGUCAUUCAUCUUGUGCUGACUGAGCUGAGAAGAAAAAAGAAAAAUGACAAUCUGGCCCUUUUGAAAAUGAAGCAGUAGGAACAAGAAAACCUUUAAAUUAUUAGAAUAUGGUAUUCCAGUACCUUUACAGCAGUUUUUCUCUUAGGUUUUCAGUUACUUUACCUUUCAAUUCAGUCUGAAAUGUUUCUAAUAAGUGCUAAGCUUAUUUUUAUGGUAUUAAGUUGCACUAUUUCCAGUGACUAGUCAGGCAUUAUGCCUGAUGCUUAUGCCUCCAGGGUAUGCUUCUCAAGCCUUCAGAUAACCUUCCACUUCAGGUCACCUUGGGGAGGUGGCAUUAACAAUAUAUCAUCUCAGUCUUACUUGGGAAUGUUCUAAGUUGUCUAGUAGAGAAGACUCCCUAAAUUUUAAAGAAUUUUCAUUAAAAUUCUCCAUCCUAUUAAACAGAAAAUAAAGCCAAAUAACCUGGAGUUGUUUGCCCUACAUAACCCCUGUGUUGAAGAUACUGAAGCUGUCUGUGGUACCCCAUGUAACAUCUUUAAGAAUAAGGUCUGGCAGAUGGGAAAUUUUUCUUGGGGCAGGGGAAGCAUACUUACAUGGGCUGGGAAGGCACACAGUGUAGACAUUUUAGGAGUUAUCACAGAUUUAAAUAGCCAAAGGAGGACGUCAUUGCCUUCCAGGUGAAGGCAUAAAUUGGUACAUUAAUAAUUGGACCGUUUACCAUCCUAAUUGCUCUUACUGCCUUUCUUCACCUAAGAGUCCUUAAAGAACUCUUGGGUGAAAUUAUGUGUUAUAAUGAGGGGGUCUUCUCUGGUCAUUACAUCACUCUUUGUUUCUAGAGCUCAUCGUCAGUAAGCAGUACCAGGGUGGUUUUCUCUGUGACCUACAGAUUUCACAGCAAGGAGAGAAAAGUCUCCCUGUUGCAUUACAACAAUGUGCUAAGUAAAAAAACUUGGCCAAGGGUAGUUUGCAGCUCAAUUUAUAGAAUAGUCCAAAGAGACUCCGAGAAACAUGAUGAUAGGCAGGGAUCUUUCCUACCGUGUUUCAAUACCUACAUAACCUAUUGAAAGAGGACAAUAGGUAAAGCAGUUCCUAAAGUUGGAAGUAAGACCUUCAUAGAUUCUUGGUUACUUAUUUUUUUUAAUGCUUUACAUUUGAUACAACUAUUAAAGAUCAAUUUUAAAAAUAGCUUUCCAGUAAUAUAUUUUAAGUAAUAUAUAUUUUAAUAUCUAUGUAAAAAGUGACAGUGGGAGACUUUGAAUUUCUCAUAUAAGGUGUGUUUGAUGUAGGGCCUCACUGUUAAGGCACAAAUUAUUUCAAAGGAAGUUACUCUAAAGACACUCAGAUUAUUUCCAAAAAAAUGCAAUAAGGGGAAGAGUUUUGGAGUUUAUUUUUUAUUUUAAAAGAAAAUUGACUUAUUUACCACAAGCUAUUUUUUUUUUCCUUCUGGCUAAAAGAUUUGUACAGACUGGUUUGGUAAAUGCUAAACUUUUGUGUCUUUUGCCUUUUUAAAGGAAUUGUUAACAUUGGAAUUGAGGGUAUGUACAGAGAAGUUGGUGUCAACACCAUUUAAAAAGUCAUAUUUUUUCACAAAUAUAGAAAAAUCAUUUUACAUAAGAAUUUUAAGUAUUUGCAAUAAAUAUAUGUAUAUAGAUUGUAUGUAUUCAUAUAUUCUUAUUUUUCAUUUUAUUAUUAAGUAAAAGAUAAUUAAAGUGGAAAUAAAAACCUUGGAGUUUUCGGUGCAUCUUGAGGUCUGACAUACAUGUGAAAGUGGUGUGGGUAAGGGCCCUCAGUUGUUGUCUUAUACUACUAUUGGAAGAUUACCAACAGAUUGCAUAGAAGAUAGUAAAAUGAGGAAUUUGGUGAUAAAUCAGGGUAGCGUAUUUCUUUCAGAACUCUAGUAAAAAUAUUAAAUUCUCCUAAUAUGUCUGUCUCUGUGCUUUCACCCUUGAACUGUUCUCUCUCCUAACCACCUAAUGUUACUGGGAAAGUAAAAACAAAACAAAACACA
This is a messenger RNA of Globicephala melas (long-finned pilot whale), 9658 nucleotides long. It is a transcript of the gene ASXL2, whose product is annotated as ASXL transcriptional regulator 2. Gene Ontology annotation, cellular component: PR-DUB complex. Gene Ontology annotation, biological process: animal organ morphogenesis; positive regulation of transcription by RNA polymerase II. Gene Ontology annotation, molecular function: DNA binding; peroxisome proliferator activated receptor binding; chromatin binding. NCBI's taxonomy places the organism in Eukaryota, Metazoa, Chordata, Mammalia, Artiodactyla, Delphinidae. The record is from RefSeq and is a predicted model, not a curated record.